Rhodotorula graminis WP1 is the source of this 1723-nucleotide messenger RNA. RefSeq lists its product as uncharacterized. The transcript is spliced from 10 exons. Bases 1 to 1500 code for a protein of 499 amino acids. Lineage: Eukaryota; Fungi; Basidiomycota; Microbotryomycetes; Sporidiobolales; Sporidiobolaceae. Gene Ontology annotation, molecular function: ammonium channel activity. The record is from RefSeq and is a predicted model, not a curated record. Gene Ontology annotation, cellular component: plasma membrane. Gene Ontology annotation, biological process: ammonium transmembrane transport.
AUGGUCAACGCGAGCUUCACGCCCGAGGGCAACGUCCUCACGUACGUUAUGGGCGAGACGGGCGAGAUGGAGCCGGUGGUCUACAACCCGGGCGAUAUGGCGUGGAUCAUGGUGGCGUCGGCGCUCGUCAUGAUCAUGGCCCCAGGCGUAGCCAUGAUGUAUGCGGGCCUCUUACGGAGGAAGAACGCCCUCUCGAUGCUCUUCUUGGGGUUAGCCGUCUACUCGGUCGUGUCGGUCCAGUGGUUCUUCUGGGGCUAUUCGCUCGCGUUCAGCGACACGGCGUCAAACCCGUUCAUCGGUAACCUCGACCGUUUCGGCCUGAUGGGCGUUCUCGACGCUCCCUCGGUCGGCUCGUCCAAGAUCCCUGCGCUCCUCUUCUGCUUCUACCAGGGCAUGUUUGCCAACUUGACGCCCGUCAUCGCCGUGGCCGGUGUCGCCGAGCGCGCUCGCCUGCUCCCUGUCCUCGUCGUCAGCUUCAUCUGGGCCACGAUCGUGUACUGUCCAGUGGCUCACUGGACGUGGUCUGGAUCGGGCUGGGCCUACCUGCACGGCGACCUCGACUUUGCUGGCGGCGGGCCCGUGCACAUCACGAGCGGGACGGCGGCGCUCAUCUGGUCGCUCUACCUCGGCCGUCGUCGCGGCUACGGCACCGCCAAGCUCGCCUACCGACCUCACUCGGUCUCUCACGUCAUCCUCGGCACCUCGCUCAUCUGGUUCGGCUGGUUCGGCUUCAACGGCGGCUCCGAGGCCGCCAUGAACCUUCGCUCGGUCCAGGCCGGCAUCGUCACCAACGUCGCCGCCGCCAUGGGCGGCCUCACCUGGAUGACGAUGGACUUCUUCUACACGCGCAAGUGGUCCGCCGUCUCGCUCUGCUCGGGCAUCAUCGCCGGCCUCGUCGGCAUCACGCCUGCAGCUGGUUUCGUCGGGACGCCGUCGUCGCUCGCGAUCGGGUUCGUGACUGCCAUCGUCGCCAACUUUUCAACCGGCAUCAAGGUCCUGCUCAAGAUUGACGACGCCGUCGACGGCUUUGCGCUCCACGGCAUCGGCGGCUUCACCGGCGCCAUCCUCACCGGCCUCUUUGCCGACACGCGCGUCACGGGCUUCGACGGCUACUCGUCCGGCGGUGGAUGGAUCAACCACAACUACGAGCAGCUCGGCUGGCAGCUCGCGUCGGCCGUCUCGACCAUGGCGUGGACGGCGGUCGUCACGUACAUCAUCCUGUUCGUCGUUGACCACAUCCCGGGCCUCAAGCUGCGCUGCUCCGAGGAGGGCGAGAUCCUCGGCAUCGACGAGGACCAGUGCGGCGAGAUGGGCUACGACUACGUCUCGAUCCGCCGCGAGCUCGACGAGGAGCACGGCGACCUCGGCAACAUGUCGCGCUCGGUGUCGCACACGCCGUCGAACGAGAAGACGGGCCACCACCUCCCGGCGUCGGCAGGGUCGGACAUGACGGGCUCGUUGGCGCGCGAGGGCGCGGUCGCACCGGCGCCGUCGCCCUGAGUCUCUCCCCUCCCUCGCGCUCUCGUCCUUUCGCCUUUCUCUCUCUCCCUCUUCCUCUCCCUCCACUCUCGCGCCUUCCUUCGAGGCCCAUAAUGUGCCCAUCUGUGUCUACCCGUCCCUCGUCCUUCCUCUCCCUCCGUGUCUCGCUCUCCUUGGUCUAGGUCUUUGUCGUAGCGUUUCUCCUGUCGGCUCGCGUGCGAGCUGCAACCCAUCUGUCGCUCAU